Molecule: messenger RNA, 345 nt
Organism: Miscanthus lutarioriparius
Lineage: Eukaryota; Viridiplantae; Streptophyta; Magnoliopsida; Poales; Poaceae
Source: the annotation of a GenBank genome assembly
AUGGCCGACCUCAACGACGCCGCGCAGUUCGCGCUCUGCGUGGCGCUGGGCAUCUCCUACAUCCUGAAGCCGCUGCUCGACUUCCUGGACGGGGCCAACAAGCCGCUCAGCCCGGUCCUCGAGUUCGCCGUUGCCGUGCUCAUCGCCACGCUCCCGCUCGCGUACCUCAUGGGCAUCCUCCUCCUGCAGCUCCAGGUGGCCCCGGGGGCGCCGGCGCCGGCCGUGCCGCCGGCACCCCAGGGGGCGGCGAGGAGGCUCGCUUGCUUCGCCUGCACCUUGGUGUCGGCUGUUCUUGCUGUGCUCGCCGUGGCCCUCAUCGCCUUCUGGUUCCUCACGCCGCCGUGA